AUGGGGAGGUUGCCUUUGGAAAUCUGUAUGAAGAUAUUCUGUCUUUUGGAUUACCACCAUCUUGCUGUUGCUCAACAAGUAUGUAGGAAGUGGAAGCUCGUGGCUUCAGACAAUGUUCUAUGGUCUAACCUUUUUAAAGAGAGAUGGGGGGAAGAUCAUUCUGCUUUCUAUGCUCCAAUUGGUUCAAAAUCAUGGAAAGAUGUGUAUGAGGUGCAAGAUCGUUGUGAUCGGAUUGGAGUGGGUUUGAAGAUUAUUAGAGAAGGCAUUGAUUACUAUCUUGUUCACCAAGGAGAGAAACAGCGACAUCUGGGUUCAAGAAAAAUUCAGAAAAAGGGUACUGGUCACAGCUGUCAUUCAGAAAUUGACUUCAAUGGAGAAAGUUCUCUAGCUGAAGAGAGAUCAUGUCGUGGAAUUUUGGAUAAAAUCCUUUUUUUCAUUGGAGAUUUAGAAGUUGCUUCUGCAGAAGCAAAACGUACCCGUGUGAUAUAA
Molecule: messenger RNA, 489 nt
Organism: Sphenostylis stenocarpa
Lineage: Eukaryota; Viridiplantae; Streptophyta; Magnoliopsida; Fabales; Fabaceae
Source: the annotation of a GenBank genome assembly